AUGUCCGUGUUACAAAAAAUAGCCGACAUCGAGCAGGAAAUGGCUCGUACGCAAAAGAAUAAAGCAACCAAUGCUCAUCUUGGGAUCUUGAAAGCGAAGCUUGCAAAGCUUCGGCGUGAGCUGAUUACACCAAAAAGUGGAGGCGGCCCAAAGGAAGAAGGGUUCGAUGUUGCAAAAACCGGUGAUGCUCGAAUUGGAUUUGUUGGAUUUCCUUCCGUUGGUAAAUCGACAUUACUUUCCAACUUGGCUGGAGUUUAUUCGGAGGUGGCCGCUUAUGAGUUUACCACUUUAACAACGGUGCCGGGUGUUAUCAGAUACAAGGGUGCCAAAAUUCAAUUGCUGGAUUUACCUGGUAUUAUCGAAGGAGCCAAAGAUGGAAAGGGUCGUGGUCGUCAAGUCAUUGCAGUGGCGCGGACUUGUUCUCUCAUUCUGAUAGUUUUGGAUGUUUCAAAGCCUUUGCAACACAAACGAUUGAUCGAGUAUGAAUUGGAAGGUUUUGGAAUUCGUUUAAACAAGGAGCCACCAAACAUCGGUUUCAAAAAGAAGGAGAAGGGUGGAAUUAAUUUGACUUCGUUGGUUCCUCAAAGCGAAUUAGAUUUGGACACGGUCAAACAAGUACUUUCCGAGUACAAAAUGCACAAUGCUGAUAUCACACUUCGGUAUGAUGCAACGAUUGAGGACCUAAUUGACGUGGUCGAGGGUAACCGUGUUUACAUACCCUGCAUCUAUGUGCUUAAUAAAAUUGAUGCAAUUUCUGUAGAGGAGCUUGACAUCAUAUACAAAAUUCCGCACUGCGUUCCAAUUUCGGCGCAUCACAAAUGGAACUUCGAUGAUUUGUUGGACAAAAUUUGGCGAUACUUGAAUCUUAUAAGAAUCUAUACCAAGCCCAAAGGACAAUUGCCUGACUACUCCGCCCCUAUUGUUCUGAAUGCCAAUAGCAAAUCGGUUGAUGAUUUGUGCAUAAAAAUUCACAAAUCGCUUCAAAAAGACUUCAAAUGUGCUCUGGUUUGGGGAUCAUCCGCGAAACAUAACCCACAAAAAGUGGGGAAAGAUCAUGAACUCAACGAUGAAGAUGUGGUUCAAGUUGUUAAAAAAAUC
Messenger RNA from Mesorhabditis belari, 1098 nucleotides. NCBI's taxonomy places the organism in Eukaryota, Metazoa, Nematoda, Chromadorea, Rhabditida, Rhabditidae. The record is from the annotation of a GenBank genome assembly.